AAAGCCAAGGUGCAGGAAAAACAGGAUUCAGUUCUUCACCCAAAGGCAGCCUGUCCUGGGAGACUGGGGAAAAACACCUGCUCCUGAUCUCCAUCACAGGAUCCAGAGCGUGUGUGUGGGAGGGGGGAGGCAAUACAGAGCAUCUGGCGACUCAAAGUGUGGGUCUCCCAGACUAGCAUCAAUCAACGUUACCUGGAAGCUCGUUAGAAAUGCAGAAUUUCAGGCUCCAUCUCAGACCCACUGAAUGAGAAACUGCAUCUUAACAAGAUCCCCGGUGAUUCAUAUGCACAUUAAAUUUGGAGAAGUGCUGGUCUGAGGCCCUCCUACUCUGCUUGGGUCCAUGAGUCCUAUCUUUAUUGUCACCACCUGCUCACACCCCAGGCCUUGAGCCUACCUUCCCACCGUGGGGGUAAGGACACAACCCCACCGGCCCCUUACUUCCCUACCAGGACCCCGGCCCUCUUCCAGGACUGGGGAAGCUAGAGUGGCUCCUGGAGCAGAAAGACACACAUAACACUCUCUGAGGAGGUCUACGACCUCUCCUGACAAAGUAUUCCAUGUUCCACAAGUGGUUCUGCUGCUGAGUCUCAGAUUCCACAUCCACAAAAGGUAGCCAAUGACAUCUACCACCCAGGAUGGCUGUGAGGGUAAGUGUGGAGCAACCAAAGACCCUGCCUGGGGCUCAGGGUAGGUGCCUUCUCCUCUUGUCUUCUCUCCACUCACAAUUCCUCCUUCACGUCUCUCUAACGCUGAUGGUGCCAUCAGAGAAGUUGUCUCUUUUUCAUUUUCUCCUACCAGGUCUCUCUUCUUUUAUAUUUAUUUUAUUUAUUUAUUUAUUUUUUAUUAUUAUUAUUUUUGCGGUACGCGGGCCUCUCACUGUUGUGGCCUCUCCCGUUGCGGAGCACAGGCUCCGGACGCGCAGGCUCAGCGGCCGUGGUUCAUGGGCCCAGCUGCUCCGCGGCAUGUGGGAUCCUCCCGGACCGGGGCACGAACCCACGUCCCCUGCAUCGGCAGGCGGACUCUCAACCACUGCGCCACCAGGGAAGCCCCUAUUUAUUUAUUUUUAAUUUAUUUAUUUUAUUUAUUUUUGGCUGCAUUGGGUCUUCGUUGCUGUGUGGGGGCUUUCUCUAGUGGCGGUGAGCAGGGUCUACUCUUUGUUGUGGUGUGUGGGCUUCUCAGUGCGGUGGCUUCUCUUGUUGCAGAGCACGGGCUCUAGGCAUGCGGGCUUCAGUAGUUGUGGCUCGCGGGCUCAGUAGUUGUGGCGCACGGGCCUAGUUGCUCCGCGGCAUGUGGGAUCUUCCCGGACCGGGGCUCGAACCCGUGUCCCCUGCAUUGGCAGGCGGAUUCUUAACCACUGCGCCGCCAGGGAAACCCCUCUCUCUCUUCUUUACUCUCAAACAGUUCACAAAGGUUGCUGACCAAGGCUGACUGUGCCCACCCCCACCCCCACUGGGUGGGUCAGUGCCCACCUCUCCGAACACUGGAAGUCCUCCCCGGCAUCCUUGGUCCCACUCUCCAGAAGAAUGGGAAGCCCUGUGCGCUCCCGGGCACCCACACUCCUCUGCCUCUCGCAGAGCUCAGGGCCUGGGCCUCAGUGGAUGCCAAGAACUGGAACCCCUGGCUCUGCUGCCCCCACCCCCUACUACCUGUUUCUCCCAGCUUCUCUCCCAUUCCUACCCAACCAAGGCCCUUUCAGGAGCCCCUCAGGGUUAUUCUCCUCUCCCUGCACACCAGGGCAAACUCAGAACUUGUCGUCCUCCUAGGAAGAGCCCCGCACCACCUGAGGGGAACGGUCCUCUACAGGCUGGGCUCCAGAUGCACGUGAGGCAGGGACACUCACGCCCUUACACGUGGGUGCCCCAGAAGAAGGGGUUUUCCUCCCCCCACCUUAGUUACCCUGCCCCUCUGCAGGUGACUAAACCACCAAGAUCCAGCCAGGGCCUCCCCCUUCUUGGCCUGAGGGUUAGCUCCCCAUCCUGAAAAACCUGUCUGGGGGCCUCCCCUGAGGCUGUAGGGUCCAAGGGGCAGGUUGGACAGGAUUCCCCUCUAGCCCCUCCUACCCCCAGGACAAAAUCAGAAACCCCGGGGGAGGGCCGCACUUUCCUUAGGAAGCCACAGCCUGCCAGCACCCACCACAGCUCCCAGCUAUGGCAUCUCUGCUGCCUGUCCGGACCUUGUCCUUGAUCCUGAUUCUGCUGGCUGUCCUGGCCCCCAGGGCUGCAGCCGACUUCAACAUCUCAAGUCUCUCUGGUCUGCUGUCCCCAGCGCUGACGGAAAGCCUGCUAGUUGCCCUGCCCCCCUGUCACCUCACAGGGGGCAAUGCCACACUGAUGGUCCGGAGAGCCAAUGACAGCAAAGUGGUGAAAUCUAGCUUCGUGAUGCCUCCAUGCCGCGGACGCAGGGAGCUGGUGAGCGUGGUGGACAGUGGGUCUGGCUUCACGGUCACCCGGCUCAGCGCGUACCAGAUGACAAACCUAGUACCAGGAACCAAAUACUACAUUUCCUACCUAGUGACGAAGGGGGCAUCCACUGAGUCCAGUAGAGAGGUCCCAAUGUCCACACUUCCUCGAAGGAAGGCAGAAUCUAUUGGGCUGGGAAUGGCCCGGACGGGGGGCAUGGUGGUCAUCACGGUGCUGCUCUCUGUAGCCAUGUUCCUGCUGGUUCUGGGCUUCAUCAUCGCCCUGGCACUGGGUGCCCAAAAGUGAGGAGGACAGCACCAGGCAGCAGGCUCCUCCAGGAAGUCCAAGGCACCGUCCAUUCCCCCAGCUCAGGGCCCUGCUUUUGCUCCUGUCUCCUCUGCUGAAAAGACUGCCUGCUCCCAGGCCACAGGUGUCAGGCUCUGGCUCCUCUGGUGCCAUCAACUCCCCUCCCUGCCCCCUCUCCACUGCAGCUCUUUCCUCCCUCUGUCCCCCUCCUUGUCCCCUAAGGCCUCACCUUGGCCCAACACUCCCUAUUAUUCCCCUCAUCCCACUCGUGUCAGAAUUGGUUUUCCUCCCAUUUCACCUCUUAACCAAUCGCUACCCCUGACAGACAGGAAUUUUUCCUUCCCUCAGUGAAAUUAGUUCCUACAAUAAAACCUGAUGCCAUGUUGCUGUGUGUGUUUCUCUUCAACGCGCUCCACUUUGGGGUGAACCUACAGAAUCUGUGUCCAGGCUGCAGCUGCUCCCAGUCCUCUCUCUGCCCUGGAACCCCAAAGC
This is a messenger RNA of Orcinus orca (killer whale), 3197 nucleotides long. RefSeq names its product uroplakin 2 (gene UPK2). Gene Ontology annotation, biological process: epithelial cell differentiation. The transcript has 5 exons. Gene Ontology annotation, cellular component: apical plasma membrane. Lineage: Eukaryota; Metazoa; Chordata; Mammalia; Artiodactyla; Delphinidae. The record is from RefSeq and is a predicted model, not a curated record. Bases 2148 to 2705 code for a protein of 185 amino acids.